Messenger RNA from Spinacia oleracea (spinach), 4221 nucleotides. Its product is annotated as PH, RCC1 and FYVE domains-containing protein 1. The coding region runs from base 507 to 3812 and encodes 1101 amino acids. Gene Ontology annotation, molecular function: metal ion binding. The record is from RefSeq and is a predicted model, not a curated record. The transcript is spliced from 9 exons. NCBI's taxonomy places the organism in Eukaryota, Viridiplantae, Streptophyta, Magnoliopsida, Caryophyllales, Amaranthaceae.
ACUUCUUAUAGAGUGUAUACCAUUUCUGCUUUAGCUAAAUCACCUCCGUAUUUAUCUCUUUCUCUCUCCUCCCAUCAAUUUUUUCCUGACUCCGUCUAGUAGCUGAGCACUGUUGAUACUGCAAAAAAAAUUAAAAUUCUCUCUUUUUCUUUUUCCUUUUCUCUCUCUCCUCAAAUUCUUCCCCAAAUUCGUUGAUACUCCACUUGCCUUCAAUUUCUUCUUCCAUCAAACCCUAACCUCAUCUUCUCAUCUCCAGCUCCAGCGAUCGAAUUCGAACCCUAAUUUCCUGCUUUUUGGUGGAAUUUUGUACUAACUUUUACCAGUGUGUUUCUAAAUUUCUCCGUUUUUUGAGCUGGAAUUUGUAUGAAUCUGAAGCUCAGUGGACUGGUUCAAGCACAAAAUGUGAGUGUGUUUUGUUUUUGAUGACUGAUUUUGAGUAGGACUUUUGUGUCAAAAAAUGGCGGAAUUUGCGUUUUCGGAGAGAGAAAGUGGUCGGUGAAUGGUGAAUGCUGUUGUUCAAGGUUUACACUACCAUGAAUGCCGAUCAAGCUAGGGCUGGUCCUGUAGAGAGAGACAUUGAGUUGGCAAUCACUGCUUUGAAGAAGGGAACAAAUUUGCUGAAGUAUGGGCGUAGAGGGAAGCCAAAGUUCUGCCCAUUUAGAUUGUCUAAUGAUGAAUCUCUUCUAGUAUGGUACUCUGGAAAUGAGGAGAAAAAUUUAAAGCUCAGUCACGUUAACAGAAUAAUUCCUGGGCAGCGUACACCUAUAUUUCAAAGAUACCCUCGACCUGAGAAGGAAUACCAGUCAUUUUCUCUGAUAUACAAUGAUCGCUCUUUAGAUUUGAUUUGUAAGGAUAAAGACGAAGCUGAAGUCUGGUUCACUGGUUUAAAAGCACUUAUAGCACGUUAUAACCGAAGGGUGAGAGUGGAUUCAAGAAGUGGACUAUCAUCUGAAGCAAAUAGUCCAAAAGCUCAAACCCAGAGGAGCUCUCCCUUGAGCUCUCCCUUUGGUAGUGGUGAUGGUUCGCAAAAGGAUGGGUUGGAUCCCCUUUAUCCAUACGAGAGUCCUCAAAAAAAUGGGUUGGAGACGGUACUCUCAGAUGUAAUUUUGUAUACAGUACCUGCCAAAAGUUUUAUACCCCCAGAAUCAGCUUCUAGCUCUGUUCAUUCCUUUUCCUCUGGAGGUUUUGAUGGUUUAAAUGGACGCAGCAGAGGUAAUGGCGUCGAUACUUUUCGUGUUAGUCUUUCAAGUGCUGUUAGUUCAUCCAGCCAUGGCUCUGGUCAUGAUGAUGGUGAUGCUCUAGGGGAUGUUUACAUUUGGGGGGAAGGCACAGGAGAUGGUAUUCUGGGUGGUGGAGCCCAUAGACUUGAAAGUUGUUUGGGUGUAAAGUUGGACUCAUGUAGGCCCAGAACUUUAGAUUCAGCUGUUCUUCUUGAUGUUCAGAAUAUAGCAUGUGGUGGAACACAUGCUGCUCUAGUGACAAAACAAGGAGAGGUUUUCACGUGGGGGGAAGAAUCAGGUGGCAGACUUGGUCAUGGUGUUGAUUCUGAUGUCUCUCAUCCAAAGCUUGUCGAUGCUCUAAGGAGCACAAAUAUUGAACUAGUUGCUUGUGGAGAAAAUCAUUCCUGUACUGUAUCACUUUCUGGGGAUUUGUACAUAUGGGGUGGCAGAAAAUACAGUUUUGGUCUUUCUGGACAAGGUGAUGAAAUGAGUCAUUGGAUUCCAAAGAGGCUGAUUGGACCGUUAGAAGGCAUACAUGUCUCGUCAAUAUCUUGUGGACCUUGGCAUACUGCCAUUGUAUCCUCGGCUGGACAAUUGUUCACUUUUGGUGAUGGAACCUUUGGUGUCCUUGGCCAUGGGGAUCGUAAAAGUUUCUCAGCUCCAAGAGAAAUUGAGUCUCUUAAGGGCUUGCGAACAGUUCGUGCAGCUUGUGGUGUGUGGCAUACUGCUGCAAUUGUUGAAGUUAUGGUGGGAUCUUCAAGUUCAAGCAAUUGCUCCUCAGGCAAAUUAUUUACUUGGGGGGAUGGGGAUAAGGGUCGCCUUGGACAUGGUGAUAAGGAAUCAAAACUCGUGCCUACCUGCGUUGCAGCUCUUGUUGAACCCAAUUUUUGUCAGGUUGCAUGUGGCCAUAGCUUGACCGUUGCUCUUACAACCACUGGCCAAGUUUACACUAUGGGUAGCCCCGUCUAUGGUCAAUUAGGAAACCCACAAGCAGAUGGGAAGUUACCUGUUCGGGUGGAUGGAAAACUUGUAAAAAGCUUUGUUGAGGAGAUCUCUUGUGGGGCUUAUCAUGUUGCUGCUUUAACUUCAAGAACUGAAGUUUACACUUGGGGUAAAGGGGCAAAUGGUAGAUUAGGUCAUGGGGAUACAGAUGACAGAAAUAGCCCAACAUUAGUUGAAGCGUUGAAAGACAAACAAGUCAAAAGUAUUGCGUGUGGUACAAAUUUUACUGCAGCUGUUUGUCUUCAUAAGUGGGUAUCAGGUGUUGAUCAGUCUGUGUGCUCUGGGUGCCGUGUAGCUUUUAAUUUCAAGAAAAAAAGACAUAAUUGCUACAAUUGUGGCCUUGUCUUUUGUCAUUCAUGCAGCAGCAGAAAGUCCCUUAAGGCUUCAAUGGCGCCGAAUCCUAAUAAACCAUAUCGUGUCUGUGAUAAUUGCUUUGGCAAACUGAGGAAAUCUAUAGAAAAUGACUCAUCUUCUAUCUCUUCUUUGAGUAGAAGAGGAAGUAUGAAUCAGCGAACUAACCAAAACAUUGAAUAUGAGGACAAAAAUGGUCCACAGGCCCUUAUACCAUUAGGUAAAUACUCUACAACGGAGUCCUUCAAAGAUAUAGAAAGUGUGUCUUCCAAGAGGAACAAGAAAUUAGAAUUCAACAGUAGUCGUGUGUCACCCCUCCCAAAUGGAUUUACUCAUUGGAGCGCACUUAGCACUUCCAAAUCUGGGUCAUCAAAGAAAUUCUUUUCUGCUUCUCUUCCUGGGUCACGCAUAGUGUCUCGAGCAACUUCACCUACAUCAAGGCGUUCCAGCCCACCUCGAGCUGCAACGCCAAGUCUAACAGUGGUAGCACUUUCUUCACCCAACAAAGUUUUGGAUGACGCUAAAAGGACAAAUGAUCAUCUCAGUCAAGAUGUUCUUAAACUCAGAGCUCAGGUGGAAGAACUUACACGAAAAACACAUCUUCAAGACGUUGAGCUGGAAAAAACUUCAAAACAGCUUAAAGAAGCUAUUGCAAUAGCAGGAGAAGAGACUGCAAAGUGCAAGGCUGCAAAGGAAGUAAUCAAGUCACUUACUGCACAAUUGAAGGAGAUGGCUGAAAGGUUGCCUCUUGGAGCAGUAAGAAACAGCAAGACACCUAUACCCGGUUCCCCUGGGCCAAAUCCUUCCAAUGAUGUUUCGAAUAUGAUGGAGCGACUUAACAUUAACAGUCCAGUAUCUGUGCAUGAAAUUGGUUUGAAUUGGUCAAACCGUUAUGAUACUUCAAAUGGCUCUACUACUCCCAGCAGUCGUGCCUCGAAUAACCUUGCAACAGGUCAGUUGGAAGCUUCAUCCAAGAAUAAGAUCAGAACAUCCGAUAGUGAAGCUAAUUAUGGAUCUGAAUGGGUGGAGCAAGACGAGCCUGGUGUGUACAUUACCCUUGUGUCACUUCCCGGGGGUAUUAAAGAUCUAAAGCGCGUCCGCUUCAGUCGAAAGCGGUUUAGUGAAAAGGAAGCGGAACAGUGGUGGGCUGCUAACCGAGCUCGAAUUUAUCAGCAGUAUGAUGUUCCCAUGGUUGACAAGGCUGGGAUUGGCGUUGGAAGGGAAGGCAUAGCACAUUGAUUUAGAGAAAAGCUUAACCUGACCCCAAUGAUUGAGAGUUGUCAGAAUAUAUCCAAUGUUAACAAGGAUCCAAGCUUCAGGAAGUCUCUGGUUUGUGUUAACAAAUUUAGAUUUAGAAAAUUUUAUAUGAGUAGAAGCAGUUGGUUAUCCAUGCUUCAUCCUUUUCAUUUGGGCUUUUCAUUUUUGCUCAUAACAAGUGUAUUUUCCUUGCUCUUUUUCUUCGUUUCUAGAGGGAGUUCAGAGUUGAGAGUCUCUCUCCUUAAAAGUUAGAAGUUAGAAAUUGUAUAUACCUGAGAGUAGGCUGUCAGUUUCGAAUGUGGGAUGCUAUUCUUGUAUAUUCAUCAGCCAAUGCAUAUUCGAAUUGUACAUCUUGACAAUGUUGAAGAUUGCAUCAAGUUUCUAAGCUCAA